UUAGCGGUAUUUGUCGCGUCGCGUUCACGGUAAUGUGACGCGCCUGCGGAAGUUUUUUGCGGCUCUUCUUUCAGUGUUUGAGCGGAUUUACUGAAAGCCUGACGGAGAAAAGCUGCAGAAAACACAGCGAGAACUGAAGUGGAAGCUCCUGGAAGUGUGUGUUUCAUCAGUAUUCAGCGGACCGAGUGUUUGUUUCUUCACGAGUUUCUGCAACUCCUGCGCGCGCUCGACGCUUCAGUCAGAAGACGGAGUAUUAAACACCGGUGGUUUUACCCGAUAAACUCGACCAACUCUCGACGAGAUAUUCUUCAAAAGUCCAGGAAAACAGACGUGCUCUCCCAGUCCUGAUGACUCCCUGACCUGCUAUCAUGGAGAAGAAGUUCUGCAGUGUGCUUCUGCAGCAUUCCAGUGCGCUCACCAGCGCUCCCAUCAUGCCCUUCACCCCGCCGUAUGCUUCACAGCCUGUCAGUGAUUGGCUGAAUGGCCUGCGGCUCGACCAAUACAGCGUAGCGUUUCAGGAGGCCGGAUUGGGGACGUUGUGGCAAUGUCAGGAUUUAACCUCCGGCAAACUGCAGCGUCUGGGCGUAUCUCUGCCCGGACACAGAAAGCGGAUCCUCGGCAGCCUGCACAAGCUCUUCCCAUCAGAAACUGGGAUGGAGGAUGAUGAAGAGCGUGAUGAAGACAAACCCGUCGCCAGAGAAAGAACCAAAUUCCGAGACGGGACGCCAGAAAACUGUGUAUUAUCUAAAAAUCCGCCUCCCGUCCCGCCUCGAGUUACCGCUAACCGGCCUCCUGUUCCCUUCACAUCCACAACACUGAGUCCUGAACACAAGACCACGCCCACUCCUGCAGAUCGAGCAACGCCCACUCAUGUUGAACGAGCCACGCCCACUCCUGCAAAUCGAGCAACGCCCACUCAUGUUGAACGGGCCACGCCCACUCCUAGGCCACGCCCAGAACACUUGGCUCUUAAAGGGCCGGCGCCGCAGCUUCAGAGCAGAGCGUCUCCUGAGACUCCCUCAUCUUCUUCUUCCUCAUCUUCAUCGGAGCGGUUUCACCUGUAUGAACAGUGUUCCUCACCUGCUCAGGUGGAUACAGGUGCUCCUCCGCUUCCUCCAAAGAGCUAUGCUGUGGCUGUUUCUAAAGAGCAUAAAGAUGCUCCUCCGGUCCUCUACAGGCCUCCUAUUCCACCGCCUCGGGGCUCCGUCUGCACCAGAAACCUGCCGUCCGGAAGCCCACCUGCUCUCAGUGCUCCUGCAGAUGAUCCAGCAGGUCCGGAUCCAGUGCCAGACAUUCCUCCGCGGGUCAGACCUGCACACGACAGCCUGAGGAGAGACGCCCCGCCGCCACACAAAAACAAGUUGGAUUCAGAGGACAGUUCAGAUGAAUAUGACGAGCGCAGAGAGUCCUGCAGAGACGCUAAACUCAUAGACAUGACCAGCAAGAUGUCGUUGAUGGUGCCGAAGCCGCUGAAGCAGCGCUACAACAGCCUCUGCAGCGAUGACGAGCUUCUGGAUGACGACUCCGGCUGCUACGAGUCCGUCUCCGUCAAGGUCAGACCGAGCUCCUGGAAUGCGGAUCUGGCCUCGAUCUCCUCUUCCCAGAACAGUGUUUACCUGCCCAGCUCAGGUUAUAUCAGCGGCUCUCCCCCGCGGGACGACUGGGCCUCCGCUGAUGUGCCUGUUAUGAAGAUGGGCUGGCUGGACAAGAAUCCUCCUCAAGGGUCUCUGAUCUACCAGCGCCGUUGGGUCAAACUGGACUCUGAAUACCUGAGAUACUUCGACACUGAGAAGGACGUGUACUCAAAGAGGAUCAUCUCGACGGCCUCCAUCACUGAUGUGGUGAUUGUGGGAGAUCAGAAGUUUGAAGUGGUCACACACAAUCGCACGUUCCUCUUCAGAGCCGAGAGCGAGUUGGAGCGCUCCGAGUGGGUUUCUGCGCUGAGGAGCACUGUAGGAGUGUCUCGAGCAAACGCAUGUCUGGACCCAGAGAUGAAGGGCUAUCUGGAGCUGCGCGGCCUGCGCUCCAAACUCUACACGGUGGUGUGUGCGGAUAAAGUCUUCCUUUACAAGAACACAGAGGAAUACCGUCUGGGGAUCGGCAUCACCUCCAUCGAUAUGAAUGUUGGUAAUGUGAAGGAGAUCGACAGAAGAGCGUUUGAUCUGACCACACCGUAUCGCAUCUUCAGUUUUGUUGCAGAUUCAGACCAGCUGAAGGAUCAGUGGGUGGAGUCUAUGCGUGACUCCAUCGCUGAAGCUUUGUCCAAUUACGAAGUGGCUGAGCGGAUCUGGGCGGAGCCGUCCAAUCAGAUGUGUGCAGACUGCAGCGCAGCCAAACCUGAGUGGGCCUCCAUCAACCUGACGGUGGUGUUCUGCAAGAGAUGCGCAGGAGAGCACAGAAGUCUUGGCCCGAGCAUCUCAAAAGUACGCAGUCUGAAAAUGGACAAGAAGGUGUGGACUGAAGAUCUGAUUCAGGUCUUCAUCACUGUGGGGAACCAUCGAGCUAAUCAGUUCUGGGCGGCGAACGUCCCGCCUAGCGAAGAGCUAACGCUAAACAGUAGCAGUGCAGAGCGACGGCGCUUCAUCACCGCCAAAUACAGAGAGGGGAAAUACCGCAGAUACCACCCACUGUUCGGCAACCAGAGAGAGCUCAACAACGCGCUGUGCAUUAACGUUCAGUCCAGUGAUGUGUGUGAGACGCUGGCGCUGGUGUUCUGCGGUGCGGAUGUGAGCUGUGACACCGGCGACCCUGAUCUGACCUCUCCAAUCGCCCUCGCACAACACCACGGACAGAACCUGCAGGUGGAGUUCCUCACGCAGAACCGCAACACAGAGCUGCCGAGGUCAGAGGUCAAAGUCAACUUCGAUACGGUGCACUACAUGGCCCCGCCCUCCAUCACACAUAAUGGCUUCCUAUUUAAGACCGCCUCCAUGGCUCGACCAAUCACAGAGAAGAAGGGGAAAGAAGAGUUCAGUCGGCGCUGGUGUGUGUUGAACGACGGCAACUUUAGCUACUACGAAAGUGACAAAAACGCUACACCCAACGGAGGUCUGAAGAUGAGGGAGAUCGUCUGUCUGGCUGUCAACCCUGCUGAGACUCAUGGGUAA
Molecule: messenger RNA, 3107 nt
Organism: Danio rerio (zebrafish)
Lineage: Eukaryota; Metazoa; Chordata; Actinopteri; Cypriniformes; Danionidae
Source: RefSeq, a predicted model, not a curated record